CCCCUUCCGGCGCGCCCCCGCCCAUCCGUCGGCCCCGCCUGGUGACGUCAUCGCCCCGGCGCCGCUGCAGCCGCUCCGCUCAGGUCCCCGGCCUCCGGUGCCGCUGCGCCACUCAGUAGACCCUCGCCCGCAGCCGCCGCCGCCAAAAUGUCUACAGCUGCGCCUGCAGGUGCAAGCUCUGCCUCUGGCAGUAGUCGAAGACUUCAGCAGACACAGAAUCAAGUGGAUGAGGUGGUGGACAUCAUGAGAGUCAACGUGGAUAAGGUACUGGAAAGAGAUCAGAAGCUCUCUGAGUUAGAUGACCGUGCAGAUGCACUGCAGGCAGGAGCUUCCCAAUUUGAAACAAGUGCUGCCAAGUUGAAGAGAAAAUAUUGGUGGAAGAACUGCAAGAUGUGGGCAAUAGGGAUUAUCGUCGUGGUCAUCAUCAUCAUCAUCAUCAUCGUGUGGAGCUUUUCUUAAUGAAGAACCAAUGGAACGCCAGCCCGCUGUUCAAGAACCCUCUUCAAGACUUUUCACUUAGAACCUGCCACAUUAUCAAGCUUACCUACUGUUAUAUCUAAAAUGAUUAUUUUCUGUUAGUUACUGUAAAGUUUGGUUUCUAGGAAAUGUGCCUUUGUUUUUUAAUAUGCACUCCAAACCAGAAGUGUAGUCAGCCCAGCUCGCAUUUUGCACAGUGCCUUUACAGAUUUACAUAUGGGCUGAUGAAGAGGACUUCUUAAGUUCCAGAGUGUAAUAGCCUAGAAGUAAUAUUGUCUGAUUAAUUGCCAUUAAUUCCAGUUAAGGGAAUUUGUUCUAAGUUAGCUGUCCUUGUCAUAUGAUGUUAUCUUCAUGUGACAUUAUCUUCAUAUGACGUUAUCUUCAUAUAAACCUUUGGCUAAUCAGAUUUCCAGUUUGUGCCUUCUAGAAAACACUACUGCCUAACACAAUUCUGUGACAAUAUCCGGUUGUGCCUUAUUUUGCUAUUUUUCUGAUUCCCUAUAAGAGAAAUCUCUACUGUUUAUAAGCACUACUGACUCUUUCGCUGUAUUUAAAAUAAGAUGCUGGUAAAGAGUUUUUGCUCUUACAUUAGAUAUGAAGAUGUUCACUUUCUUGUUAUUGUUAUGUAUCACUUGCUAAAAAUAUGAUUUUAAUCAGAAAUAAUAACCUCUUUAAAACAUUUUUAUAGAACUAUGGCUGUGACCAAAGUUUCUAUUUUGCCAAAAAGUUAAAUCCCAGUAAAAUGUCCUUAAGUUUGUUCCUGCCAGAUAGAUUUAGAAAAGUGACAAAUGGAGCUCAAAGCGCCCUUCAGAAUUCAAACUGUAACAUCGGGUGUGAACCUUCUCCGUCCUGACAGACCUUUCUUGCCUUUGAAAUGCUGUCGGUGGUGCGACUCCACUUCCUAGUCAGCAUCUUUCCCAGGGGUUUGAGAAGGUUUGGGCCAGACUCUGACCAUCUCCCACCUCCAGACAGUGUUACCCAGCAGUUUGCAGAUGGAUCAGCGGUGGACGCCAGUAUGUUUCUAAUAAUUACGCGAGCAACAAUUCUGUAGCCUUCAAGUGAGACCUUCUGUGAACUGGUGUUUAUCUGACCCAGUCCCGUAGACUACAGCUUUUGGAGUGUGUUUCCAGUUUUUAUCCACAUUCUACUUUCUGAACCUGUUUUCUGAGCGACACUUUCCCUCAGGCAUUGGUCGGGGUGGACGACUGUUCACAGAGGAUGGCUCACCACGCCACUCCUCGCUGUCACAGACGGUCUGCACAAGACGCUGCUUUGGGAAUAGCCGUUGUCCUGAUUCUGAGAGACUUGCUGGGCACACGAGACUUUGACCAGCAGGGCAUGUGGCUUAAGGAUGGGAGUUGAGGUAGGGAUGCAAACAGGCGAGGAGGCACUGCGGGAGAAACAGGUUUACCACCCCGUGGCCCCUUGUUACUGGAAUAUUCUAAAAUUCCUGUUCACAUGCUAGUAUGUGACUUACAAAGCAACAGCAGUUGAGGUGCACCAGGACACGGGUUCCAUUUCUUUAACAGCUGUUCCCCUGAUGCCCCUGAGAGGAUGUAAUGUUGAAAACGCCUUGCAGCAUGCUCAGUUAUGAGAAGAAAACAGACGGUAGCCCACCCUCAGCUCAGGGUCUCUGGCCGGGUCUGACUCUGAAACCUUGGUGCUCUCUCCUUGGCCUCAAUGCUCAGUCCCAUGUAACCCACUGGCUCCUGCAUUAACCCAGGAAUACCUCGCUUGUAUCUGUGUAUUUAGCUGGGAACUUGCCCCUAUAAUGAACUUAAUAAAGUGUUUAUAAACAUAA
Messenger RNA from Equus caballus (horse), 2278 nucleotides. Lineage: Eukaryota; Metazoa; Chordata; Mammalia; Perissodactyla; Equidae. The record is from RefSeq and is a predicted model, not a curated record.